UUUUAUGUUUUGUGCUGUAGUUGUAGUGGCUACACAAGGACUUCAAUACUGGAGUGCUAGGGAAUCGAACCUAAUAACGGCGAAUGUACUUCACAUUUAUGUUGUGAAUAAAACGAAAACACCACGUGAUAUCGUAAUCAGGCGCACUCGUCACAACACUUAUAAAACUUUUAAACUAAACGAUACGAUUUUAUAAAUAAGGCUCGUCGAUAACCAGCAACAUGUCGCCUUUGAUAGUCUUAUUUCUGCUAAAUAUAAUUGCUUUCUCGUGCAGUGCGGAACCAUGCGUGGUGAGCGACUUCGACGAUGUCGAAAAUGCCACCAAGCAAUGCUCGGACAUCGUGUUUGACAACCUUUACGUUCCGGCUGGUAUCACCUUGAAGCUCAAUUUGACAAAGGGGGCCAGUGUUAAAUUUAAAGGAAACACGACUUUCGGUUUUACGAAUUGGUUGGGGCCGCUGGUUACCAUCAACGGUACAGGUUUGAACGUACAGGGAGAUGAAGGUGCAAUAUUCGACGGCCAGGGCCAACUAUACUGGGACGGAUUGGGUGGUCCCGGCAGUGAAAAACCGCAGUUUUUCACCAUUGAAGCGUUCCAUUCGACAUUCAGCAACAUCAAAGUGAUCAACACACCGAUCGACUGCGUGCAGGUCACGAACGCAAUCAACGUCACCUUGUCCGACUGGAUUAUUGACGAUAGCGCAGGAGAUCCGGGGGUUGCGCCUGAAGGACAGGAAGGAAUUAACACAGACGGAUUUGACGUUUGGAACUCUACCGAUGUUGUCAUUAAAGAUUCCGUGGUAUACAACCAGGACGAUUGUGUAGCCGUCAGAUGCGGUGCCAACGUCUACGUAGCCAAUAUGUACUGCCACGGGACUCACGGUUUGAGCAUUUCGGUGGGCUUCAGCAACACAUCGGUACCACUGAACACCUUAAGCAACGUCACCUUUGCGGAUUCAAUAUUGGUGAAUUCAGACAACGGGAUCCACAUCAAGACUCACCGCGACGGAGGUUACGGAUCCAUUACAAACGUCACCUAUAGGAACAUUACCAUUUCUACUAUACACAAAUACGGUAUCGAGAUACAAGAAAAUUAUCCGGACAUCAAUGGCGAACCCAGGAACAACGUGCCCAUUGUGGACCUCAAGAUGGUGAACAUUACGGGAAGCGUAGAGAAAAAUGCGGUACCCGUAUUUAUCCGCUGUGCAGACGGGGGCUGCGCAGAUUGGAAAUGGUCCGGCGUAGACAUAACCGGCCAAAAGUCCGAUCAGUGUAAUUUCAAUCCGGAAGGAUAUACGUGCUGAUUGUGAAUAAAUAAAGACUUA
Cylas formicarius (sweet potato weevil) is the source of this 1325-nucleotide messenger RNA. RefSeq lists its product as uncharacterized. Bases 222 to 1304 code for a protein of 360 amino acids. The transcript has 5 exons. Gene Ontology annotation, molecular function: polygalacturonase activity. Gene Ontology annotation, cellular component: extracellular region. Gene Ontology annotation, biological process: pectin catabolic process. The record is from RefSeq and is a predicted model, not a curated record. NCBI's taxonomy places the organism in Eukaryota, Metazoa, Arthropoda, Insecta, Coleoptera, Brentidae.